This is a messenger RNA of Trichoderma gamsii, 1755 nucleotides long. RefSeq lists its product as hypothetical. The transcript is spliced from 3 exons. Gene Ontology annotation, biological process: protein folding in endoplasmic reticulum. Bases 1 to 1755 code for a protein of 584 amino acids. Gene Ontology annotation, molecular function: thiol oxidase activity; FAD binding; protein-disulfide reductase activity. Lineage: Eukaryota; Fungi; Ascomycota; Sordariomycetes; Hypocreales; Hypocreaceae. Gene Ontology annotation, cellular component: endoplasmic reticulum membrane; endoplasmic reticulum. The record is from RefSeq and is a predicted model, not a curated record.
AUGAAGUCUGCAAGCAAGCUGUUUUAUCUCUCCGUGUUUGCCCUCUUGGCGACAUCGGGAACAUGCUCCGGCUCUGCAGACACCUGUCCUUUUUCGCCAAACGCCAUCAUUGACGAUGGAUGCGUUUCGUAUGCCACGCUCGAUAGACUCAAUUCAAAGGUGAAGCCUGCAGUCGACAACCUCGUUCAAACGACCGACUUCUUUUCGCAUUAUCGUCUGAACCUCUUUCACAAGACAUGUCCGUUCUGGAACGACGAAGAUGGCAUGUGCGGUAACAUCGCAUGCGCCGUCGAGACCCUGGAUAACGAAGAGGACAUUCCCGAGAUUUGGAGGGCCAGCGAACUCAGCAAGCUGGAAGGCCCUCGAGCGAAGCACCCCGGCAAGAAGAUGCAGAAACAGAAUCCGGACCGACCGCUACAAGGAAAACUGGGUGAAGACGUUGGGGAGAGUUGCGUGGUGGAAUAUGACGACGAGUGCGACGACAGAGACUACUGCAUUCCCGAAGACGAAGGCACGACAUCCAAUGGAGACUACAUCAACCUGCUACACAACCCAGAGCGGUUUACCGGAUACAGUGGCCAGAGUGCCAAAUCAGUCUGGGACGCCAUUUACUUGGAGAACUGCUUCAAGAAGAGCUCAUUCCCCAAAUCUGCCGAUCUGGGAGUUUCGAAUGCACCAGCAGAGCCUGCUGCCUUGGAUUUCAAACACGUCCUGGACUCUGCUGGGCGCCAAGCCCAGCUUCAGCAGCAGCGACAGAGCUUCCCGGAUACUCCUUUUGUUGCCAACACUGGCUACGAGGUCGAGGAUGAAUGCUUGGAAAAGCGAGUAUUCUACCGAGUUGUCUCGGGCAUGCAUGCCAGUAUCAGCACGCAUCUGUGCUGGGAUUACUUGAACCAGAGCACUGGACAGUGGCAGCCAAACUUGGCUUGCUACGAGAGCCGACUGCACAAGUUCCCCGACCGAAUCAGCAACUUGUACUUUAACUACGCCCUCGUUACUCGCGCCAUUGCGAAGCUGGGUCCCUACGUCCUUGGGCCGCAUUACACGUUCUGCGCGGGAGACUUAUUGCAGGAUCAGGACACACGAGACAAAGUCGCUGCUGUUACUCAGCACGCGGCCAGUGUCCCUCAAAUCUUUGACGAAAGCGUCAUGUUCGUGAAUGGCGAGGGCCCAUCCCUCAAAGAAGACUUCCGUAAUCGUUUCCGCAACAUCAGCCGAGUUAUGGACUGCGUCGGUUGCGACAAGUGCCGUCUCUGGGGCAAGAUCCAAACGAGCGGCUAUGGAACGGCCUUGAAGGUGCUCUUCGAAUUUCACGAGAAUCAGAGACCCCCGUCGUUGAAGAGGACCGAGCUAGUGGCAUUGUUCAACACCUACGCCAGACUCAGCUCAUCACUCGCGGCCAAUGGCAAAUUCAGAGCCAUGAUCGACUUGCGCGAUAAGGGAUCUAGCGAGCAACCACCUAAACCUGAAGAAGUCUAUCAGCUUGUUGAUGAGGAGGACGAAGACAUGAAUGAAUUCAUUAAGAUGCGCCGUCUUGGGCCUGACGCUUCAGUGAGUGACCAAUUCGACGUAGAGCUUGCCCGCGUCAUGAAGGCAGUGAAGAUUGUGUUGAAGAGCUGGAUUCGAACCCCCAAAAUGAUCUGGGAAAUUCUGUCGGAUGAGACAUCGAGAAUCUAUCGUACUUGGAUCGGUCUGCCUCCGCGACCGAGGCGCUAUACAUUCAAGUUGCCGAAAUUAGAUAGAGAUGAACUGUGA